AUGAAGUUCGUCAUCCUCGCACUGCUAGUGGGUGUGGUGCAAUGCAUUCCCGUCGACAACGGUGUUGAAGGGGAGCCCGAGGUGGAAUGUGGACCUACGGCUAUCACCGUCAAUUUCAACACUAGGAACCCAUUCGAGGGUCACGUUUACGUCAAAGGUCUCUACGAUCAGCAGGAGUGUCGAAACGACGAGGGCGGUAGACAAGUGGCAGGGAUCGAGCUUCCAUUCGACUCAUGCAACACCGCGAGAACGAGGUCAUUGAAUCCUCGUGGAGUGUUCGUUUCAACCACAGUCGUCAUUUCCUUCCACCCUCAGUUUGUGACGAAAGUAGAUCGAGCCUAUCGCAUUCAGUGCUUCUACAUGGAGUCGGACAAGACUGUCAGCACCCAAAUCGAAGUUUCUGAUCUGACCACCGCUUUCCAAACGCAAGUCGUUCCAAUGCCCAUCUGUCGUUAUGAAAUUCUCGACGGCGGGCCAUCCGGACAGCCAAUUCAGUUUGCCACCAUCGGCCAGCAGGUGUACCACAAAUGGACUUGCGAUUCUGAGACCACCGACACAUUCUGCGCUGUGGUGCACACCUGCACUGUUGACGAUGGAAAUGGUGAUACAGUACAGAUCCUGAACGAGGACGGAUGUGCACUUGACAAGUUCCUUCUCAAUAACCUCGAGUAUCCUAGCGAUUUAAUGGCAGGACAGGAAGCUCACGUUUACAAAUACGCUGAUAGAUCUCAGCUGUUCUACCAGUGCCAAAUCAGUAUUUCCAUAAAGGACCCUGGAAGUGAAUGUCCUCGCCCGCAAUGUGCCGAACCAACUGGAUUCGGUGCCGUUAAGCAAGGCGGUGCUACGCCCACAGGAACAGCAGCCUCAGCGGGUGGAACAGCAGGAUCAGCACCGGGAGCAGCACCAGGAGCACCCGCUGCGGCAGCUCCAGCUACGGCCGCUGCCGGACCAGCCCAGCUGAGACUUCUGCGAAAGAGAGAAGCCAGCAAUGAGGCUGUUCUGGAUGUGAGAGCAGAGAUCAACGCUAUUGAAAUAACUGACCAGGACUCUCUGCCUCCUGCGCUUCGUUCGCUGAGUCCAGCUGCGCUCGUCAGCGAUCGUUUCGAUGCUUCAGUGUGCCUGUCCCCUCUGUCCUUCGCUGCCUUCAUAGGCCUUGGUACUCUAUUGGCUACAGCCCUAUCCGCAUUUGUCUUCUACUAUGCACGACCCCACAACAAACUAUAA
Necator americanus (New World hookworm) is the source of this 1224-nucleotide messenger RNA. RefSeq lists its product as uncharacterized. NCBI's taxonomy places the organism in Eukaryota, Metazoa, Nematoda, Chromadorea, Rhabditida, Ancylostomatidae. Bases 1 to 1224 code for a protein of 407 amino acids. The transcript is spliced from 6 exons. The record is from RefSeq and is a predicted model, not a curated record.